Diplodia corticola is the source of this 1254-nucleotide messenger RNA. Its product is annotated as butanediol dehydrogenase. NCBI's taxonomy places the organism in Eukaryota, Fungi, Ascomycota, Dothideomycetes, Botryosphaeriales, Botryosphaeriaceae. The record is from RefSeq and is a predicted model, not a curated record. The transcript is spliced from 2 exons. Gene Ontology annotation, biological process: butanediol biosynthetic process. Gene Ontology annotation, molecular function: (R,R)-butanediol dehydrogenase activity. The coding region runs from base 1 to 1254 and encodes 417 amino acids. Gene Ontology annotation, cellular component: cytoplasm.
AUGCUCGACCUCCCCCCCACCCACACAUCCACCCACCCCCUCAUCCUCGGCCACGAAAUCGCCGGCCGCAUCUCCACCACCAACACCACCAACACCACCACCAAGAAGACCACCCACUCCCACCCCAACCUCCACCUCCCCCCCGGCACCCCCGUCCUCGUCGACCCCCGCCUCAUCUGCCACUCCUGCCCGCAAUGCCGCACCGCGUCGACCGAACCCGAACCCGAGCCCCAAAGCCAAGGCUGCGCCGCCGGCCUCUCCUUCGUCGGCUUCAGCACCAGCGUCCAGGGCGGCGGCUUCGCGGCGCGCGUGCGCGUCGAUCCGCGCGCCGUGCACGUCUUGCCUUCGCGCCCGCCGCUGGCGUCGUCGCUGGCGUCGUCGGAGGAGGAGGAGGAAGAGGAGGAGGGAGGAGGGCUGCUGCAGGCGGGGAAGAAGAAGAAGAAGAAGGGUGUGCAGGACGAGCUGCUGCUGCGCGACGCGGCGCUCGUGGAGCCGUUGUCGGUGGCGUGGCAUGCGGUGAAGAGGGCGGGGGUGGUGGGGGUGCCGGGGUGGGUUGGUGGUGGUGACGGCGGGGUUGUAGAAGGGGAGAAGGCGAAGGGUGUGAGCGCGUUGAUUGUGGGGGGCGGGCCGGUGGGGGUGGCGGUGGCGUUUGUGCUGAGGGCGUGGGGGGUGGGGACGGUGGUGUUGAGCGAGCCGGUGGCGGCGAGGCGGGAGGCGCGCGGCGUGCGGGAGGUGGUGGAUGUGGUUGUGGAUCCGGUGGGGGAGAGCGUCGUGGAUAGGUGCAAGGAGGUUACGGGCGGGAGGGGCGUGGAUGUGGUUUUUGAGUGUUCGGGGAGUCCGAGGGUGGUCGGGGAUGUGUUUGGGAGUGUGGGGUGGAGGGGCGUGGUUGUGGUGGUGGCGUUGUGGACGGGCGAGGUUCCUGUGCCAUUCGCUCCUUUGAUGUACAAGGAGUGCACAGUCACCUCGUCUUGUGCGUUCAACGAGAAAGACUUUGCAGAGGUGAUUAAAGCAUUUGCAGAAGGUCAGUUCGUUCGAAAUGAGCUCGAGAAGUGGACAGAAGCUCACAUCCGUCCAGACAGAUUCAAGGGCGUGAGUUGCAUGAUAACGGCACGUAUAUCAUUAGAGGAUGUGGUGCAGAAGGGCUUUGGGGAGCUUCAGAAACCAGACAAUACCCACUUGAAGAUCCUGGUUACCCCCAAAAGCUUCAGUGCUGCAGAAGGCGACUGUGGGCUUAGCAGAGCAUCAAAAGUCUAG